Messenger RNA from Vespa crabro (European hornet), 3392 nucleotides. It is a transcript of the gene Lim1, whose product is annotated as LIM/homeobox protein Lhx5. Lineage: Eukaryota; Metazoa; Arthropoda; Insecta; Hymenoptera; Vespidae. The record is from RefSeq and is a predicted model, not a curated record. Gene Ontology annotation, cellular component: nucleus. Bases 1291 to 2748 code for a protein of 485 amino acids. The transcript has 9 exons. Gene Ontology annotation, molecular function: DNA-binding transcription factor activity, RNA polymerase II-specific; RNA polymerase II transcription regulatory region sequence-specific DNA binding. Gene Ontology annotation, biological process: neuron differentiation; regulation of transcription by RNA polymerase II.
GAGAGAGAGAGAGAGAGAAAGAAAGAGAGGGAGUAAGAGGGAGUAAAGAGUGGGGAUGAACUCGAAAGACGGCGGCUGCGGCGCAGGCGGCGCAACCGGCGGCGCAGGUGCAGCGCCGCGCCAGUUUGCUGGCGAACUCGAGCGAAGUUGCGAGCGUGCUCGGGCUAGACGCCGCCGUCUAGACGCGACGCGACGCGCUCCGAACCACCUUCGGGCUUACAUAUUACUACUAGUACUACCACUAUUACUAUUACUACUAUUACUACUAGUACUAUUACUAGUACCGAUACUACUAACGAAGGGUGCCUAACCAAGGAUAAUAUUACAAUUCGUUUGUUCGUCGAAUCGAUCGGUAAUUGUGGUGUGAUAUGAUCGGGGUUAUGGUUUAUUAUGGUAUUAUGGUCGAGAAACGACCUGGACUCGUAUUUAUUGUCGCCAUGAUCGUCGGUAAAUCGUCGGUAUCGUCGUUCUUGUCCUGGACAAGAUCAUAGUGUUGAGCGCUGUUAUGCCUCGUCGUUUGGUGAAUCGUCAACCUGAGAAAGCAGAAGAAGCAGAAGAAGCAGAAGAAGAGGAAGAGGAAGAAGAAGAAGAAGAAGAAGAAGAAGAAGAAGAAGAAGAGGAAGAUAAAGAAAAAAGAAAAGAUAGACGGAUCAUUAAAGCGUGAUAAUUCAAAGGUUAAAGAUUAACCGUGCGUGAUAAAUAAAUCGAUCGGUGAUUCGCAAAGUAUAUUACAUUUGGUUUGGUGAAGAUCGAAGAAUAAAAGAAAGUUUCGGGUAAAGAAUAUACCAGAAAGAAAAAGAGAGAGAGAGAGAGAGAGAGAGAGAGAGAGAGAGAGAGAGCGAAAGAAGAAGAAGAAGAAGAAGAAGAAGGAAGGGAAAAAAAAAAGAAGAAGUCACGGCCGCGGGGGUGGCCAAUAGUGUGAGAGUGCGAUUUAACGCUCGUUGGGAUUUUACCGCAGUAAAAGUGGGUGCACUGGGGCCCUCGGGACCGUUCGGCCGGUACGGGCCCGUCGAAGGUGGGCCUGCUGGUGCUGGUGCUGGUGCUGUUGGUGCUGGUGGUGGUGGAGGUGCUGGAGGUGCUGGUGGGCCUGUCGAGGGAGCGGUGGCAGGGGUGGCCGCUGUCGCGGCUGGGGAGGUGGAGGGCUACGGGAGCGCCGGUGGCGGUGGCGGUGGGCUGGGAGGGGGACCCGGGGGGGUUGGUACCCCCCGGAUAAGGCUCGGCGGCUCUUGCUGCACGCGCCUUUCCGUCACCCAGGCUUGUAGCAUAGAAGCAGGAAGACGAGGUCUGGCGAUGCUCCUGUCAUGUGCAGGAUGCGAGAAACCGAUACUGGAUCAGUACAUGUUCAACGUUUUGGAUCGAGUAUGGCAUGCCCAGUGUGUUCGCUGUUUCGAUUGCGGAUCCGCGUUACAGGACAAGUGUUACUCCAGGGAAGCAAAACUUUUCUGCAGGGAAGACUUCUUCAAACGUUACGGGACGAAAUGCGGCGGAUGCCUUCAAGGUAUCGGACCACAGGACCUAGUCAGGAAGGCAAGGGACAAGGUUUUCCACCUGAAUUGCUUCACCUGCGUGGUCUGUCGAAAGAAGAUGAGCACCGGAGAGGAACUUUACAUUCUGGACGACAACAAAUUCGUUUGCAAGCAAGAUUACAUGUCCGGGAAAUCGAUCCCAGAUACUCAUCACGUUCAUGGCCAUCACGAAUCGUCCAACCUGUCGGCAGGAGGAGACUCACUGAUGGGUUCCGGAUCGGAAGACGAGGACGAGGACGGUAGUGCGCACCAUCAUCAUCAUGGGGGUGUCGGCGGUACACAUCUAGGUUCACACAAUAUGGGUCCUGGUGGUCCAGGUGACCAAAAUGUUGGACAUACUGGUGAUCUACAACUUGUGACUGAUCCUUGCAAACAGGAGGACUCUGAGGAUCAAGGUUCCCUGGAUGGUGACCCAGAAACGAGAGACAGUCAAACGGAAAACAAGAGUCCUGAUGGUGGUGCAGGUGGUGGUAGUGGGGAUGGCGGUGCGGGAUCGAAAAGACGAGGUCCCAGAACAACCAUCAAAGCUAAACAAUUGGAGAUAUUGAAGAACGCUUUCUCAUCUACGCCGAAACCUACAAGGCAUAUCAGAGAACAAUUGGCCAAGGAAACUGGAUUGCCCAUGAGAGUCAUACAGGUCUGGUUUCAAAACAAGAGGAGCAAAGAGAGAAGGUUGAAGCAAUUAACGUCGAUAGGUAGAAGCCCGUAUUAUGCUGGCUCGAGAAAGAUCCGUGGUUUCCCAUUGAAUCUUAAUCCAGCAUUGGGCGGUGAGGAUGGUCCACCACCUAGUUUCGCUUAUUUCGGGGACAAAUUUGAAUUUGGUUAUGGUAGUCCCGUUACGUUUCAUCCGGAAUUUUUUGGCGCCCAUCCACCCCCACAUCCCCAUGGGCCACCUUUCGCUGGACCAGGUAAUCCUGUACGUAAUCUGUUCUUGACAGGUCUAGAUCCAGCUAGUUUAGCGGGUAUGGCAGCAGCAGUGGCGGUGACAGGGGAGUAUCCACCUCCAGGUGCGGGAGGUGGUCCUCCGGAAUUUCUAACAGGGCCCCCUGGGCAGGGGCCUCCUGCACCAACUGGUGGCAGCCCCGGAGAGUUCCUAGCACCUUCAGGUGGAGCGCAGGGUAAUCCUAGUGGUGGGGGUAAUGGUGGAGGACCAGGCGGCGGUGGUGGUGGGGGUGGCUUUCUCGAGCCUCACCAGAUGCAGAGUGAAGGUUUAGCCUGGUAGUACGAGUUUUAAUUUAAAAAAAAAACACGUGCAUACAUACAUACACACACAAACACAUACACACUCACAUACACACACACACACGUACACGCACUCGAGCAUAGACAUACAAAAGGAAAACAAAAAACGGGUCAUUCUCAUUUCCCUCCGAAGAAUGAAAUAAUAAUAGUAAUUAAAAAGGAAAAAAAAAAGGAAAAAGAAAUAAUCAAAAUUUUGAAAAUUUCUUACACGAUUGGUCUAGCCAUAUUUGAACAUAUGAAUUUUCCUAAGGACACACAUAUGUACACGCACACACACACACACACACACACACACACACACACGCAUACGUACAAUACGAUUUUAUUUUUCUCUCGUUCAAUCUUUUUUUUUUUUCUUUUUUUUUUUUUCUUUGAAAGAAAUUCGUGGUAAUAAAUUUGAAAAAUAAAAGAAAAGAAAAAAGGAUUUAAAAAAAAGAAGGACGAAUCAAAGGGAAAAAACCGAACUCGACGAGACCUAUGACCUUCCACGUGUACUACUCGUUUUCUGUAUAAAAAAAAAAAUAUAUAUAUAUAUAUAUAUAUUAAUAAUAACGGAGACGAUUAUUAUUAUUAUUAUUAUUAUUAUUAUUAUUAUUAUUAUUAUUAUUAUUAUUAUUAUUAUUA